UUACAAAACAGUCAUCAAACUUUACCAUCGUAUUCGUAAUUGCCCUACUAAAAAAGUCGGUCUUCCUCCGACCCACGCGCUCGAUUCCCCUCUCUUUCCCACCAGGCCACGACCAUCUCCCCCGUCAGCCUGACCGCCUCCAUCCGCCGGCAUCACCCGCCUUCGGCCGGGAGCCCUUCUAACAUCUGCAGCCUUCUUGUCUAACCGGGGAUCUGUUGGUUUCUUGGCCUACCGAGGAGGUUGCGAUUCAGGGUCGCUGGAUUGUUUGGCGCCGUCCCAGCGUGGUGAUGAAUACGAGGCCUGUAGUGCUGGUCUGCCUCCUGAUCGUGCUCAUCAUCACGUCGCAGUUCGAGUGGAAGCAGCAGAUCGAGGACGCAGCUGACGCGGACCCUGUCACCGCGCGCCGGCGGCAGCAAGUCCUUGCGAAGGAGGACGCCGUCAAGGAGAAGAUUCUGGGGAAGCUGUGGAGGGGCCAGAUUCUGGGAGGAUCGCCAAAAGGAUUGGCCCGUGAGAGGAAAAAACAUAUUUUUCUUAUGGAGGCCGCAUUAUGGCGACACCGUGUUUGCGCACAGCAUACACAACCUCCAAAACAUUAUGGAGUGCGCUCCACACGCGCUAUGGGAUACUCUUGUCUCAAGAGAAAAACAUUCAACAGCUUAAUGAGCUUAUCGAGAGCCUUCAACGGCAGCUGCUGCACUGCCGUGGUAGCAACAAGACCAUUCAUACCACUACAAUUGCUGCUACCGAAGCAAGUGAGGUGGAUGGGCAUGAAAUCAUUGAUGAUUGAUGGUAGAUAAUCUCUUCCCACGUGGUUCUUUUAAUCUAGAAUAGCAGCCAUGGAAUAUUAUUGUUUAAUCAGGCAACAAGUGCUUCACGACUUGCUUCUAAUGGAGCGAAGGAACAAAUUAUGCUUUAGUUUACCGCAUUGUAUACUUGUACUAAGGCCUUUCCCCACAAGUAUUGUAGAGAGCUGUAAUUUGUACUUAAGUUUGUUUUAGGCCACGGCCACUAAUUCAAUUGGAAAGUUACCUGCUCA
Messenger RNA from Triticum aestivum (bread wheat), 1036 nucleotides. RefSeq lists its product as uncharacterized. The coding region runs from base 288 to 797 and encodes 169 amino acids. The record is from RefSeq and is a predicted model, not a curated record. Lineage: Eukaryota; Viridiplantae; Streptophyta; Magnoliopsida; Poales; Poaceae. The transcript has 4 exons.